Oncorhynchus gorbuscha (pink salmon) is the source of this 2759-nucleotide messenger RNA. RefSeq lists its product as uncharacterized. The record is from RefSeq and is a predicted model, not a curated record. Bases 19 to 1197 code for a protein of 392 amino acids. NCBI's taxonomy places the organism in Eukaryota, Metazoa, Chordata, Actinopteri, Salmoniformes, Salmonidae. The transcript has a single exon.
UUGUAGCUCCUUGCAAACAUGGCGGAGGUCAGACUGAAAUUUAGUAAUGGAGUCUACAGAAUUCUUCAAAAUACAUAUCAUCAGUUGCCUCUGAGGAUUGAGGGCAACCAAGCUAAAGGCGCAAUACAAGCCACAAGCUUGCUGACAGAAUAUCGGUCUGGCGAAGCUCAAGAUGACCAUGAUAAUACAGCCCGGGCCGACAACUUGACACGGUUGCGGUUUCUCGGAAGUCCCGAGGAGACUUUAAGAACGGAGAACUCAAGGUCCCUCAGCAGACUCACCAAAGGUGGAUUUAAGAUUGGAUUUUGCCACGACCUUAUAUCAAAAUGCGGUGAGGGGGUAUUACAGUUAGGUUCUGAAUGGAUGAAUAACUUGUCGGACAGUGAGGAUAUAAGAGUACUCGAUGGUGCUUCAAGGUGGUUUUCUCUCAGUUCACCUCACCUGGCCGACACACAAGUCCAUGUUAUUGCCUCUAGAGCUUCAAGCUGGAUAAGAAACGGUCUCAUGACGGCCACCAUAACUCAAACCAGGCGCGAGCAAAGAAGAUCUCUGUGUAUGGUGCGAUUUGCCAUCGGACACUCGCGCUUUAGUUUGCGACAGUCUCAUGAGCAGUUAUUUGUGAGAGCUUAUGGCAACGGCAACAUGUCUGAGCCCCUAUAUAAAAGCAGAACGGCAUAUUAUGAAAUCCUCCAGGUGUCUCCAACCGCCACGCAAGCUCAGAUCAAGACGGCUUACUACAAGCAGUCUUUCGUCUACCACCCAGAUAAGAAUGCAGGCAGUGAAGAGGCUACGAACCGCUUCUCCAACAUCAGCGAGGCUUACAACGUGUUGGGCAACAAGGGACUGAGGAAGAAAUACGACCGAGGCAUUCUGAGUCAGGUAGACGUUACUGGAGCGAGCAAACCUUCCGCGAAGGACACCAAGAGCUCCUCAUCUCAGCCAACGAGGGAGGCACGCCAGACUUCCGCCUUGGGGAUAGACAGCAAGAACAUUUUCGACUUUGACAACUUCAUCAAAUCCCACUAUAAAUCCCAGCUCAUGAGAGAGGAGGAGCUGCGAGUUAGGAAGGAAGAGAUUAUGCGGAAGAAAGAGGCCAUCAAAGAUCAGGAGAUGGGCAAGAUGAUGGAGAUGGCUGUGGGAGUGUUGGUCAUAAUGGCGGUGUCUAUUCUGGUCAACUUGAAACGGGGAGGAAAUUGAUCUUGCAAACUGACGCUGGUAUUCUUUUCAUCCACACUACAGGAUUUAUAUGGGAAGGCUGAAUGCAAUGGUAAGGGACAUGCCUUGUGCCAACUUGACACACCCUGGACUGGUUUCCAUCUGUUCCAUUCUUGCUGUAUCCAGAUGCCCUAAUGAAAGCUGUUUAACCUAAGAAUAUAUGUCAAUAAUAAUACUGUAAUAGAUGUAAUAGAUGCUGAUGAUUGAGUGAUUACUGGUGCUUUGGGUUGAGCUGUUCCACAAUCACAAGACUGCACUGUAUCACUUGUGUGUUCGCAUAUAGUUCACUAGAAAAUAUAAAUAUUUAAAUUGGAAAUUGUUGGAAGUUUGAUGUAGGAAGUGAUGCAGUGAGGAACCAAAGCAUUUUGGUUUAGGCCUAUAUUGCAGUUUUGAUUGAUUCUGCAGUGUUGAAUGAAUUGCAGAACGGUGCAAUGGUUAAUUAGGCUAACGUUCAAUAUGGUGCUAUGAUUCAUCUUGGCUUUUAAAAAGUUGUGAAAAGUGAAUUGUAUGUCAUGAGCACAGUUUUAAGUGUGGGAAGUAAGCUGAUGAUACCUGGCUGCAUAAGUUUGGACCUUGGCAUCAGAUAGCUCUUGAUCAUGAGUCUCAGUUCCAUUACAUUACACAUAAGAGUCAUUGGAUGAAGGCGUCUUCUGUAGGGGAGUUUUGUUAAGAUCCCUGCUGCUCGGUCUGAACAUUAACACGCAUCGCUUCCGAUACAGUUUUGGAAACAUAAGGACCUUAUCUUUCAUAUCAGUGAGAAAUACUUUAAAAAAAGGUUAAAUUGAUACACACCGUAAUAGGAUUAUGGUUCCCACACAGGCAUAUCUCCAUUUUACAGCACUUGUUCAAGGAAAACCGAUGGAAGCUAUCUAUUAGCUAUCUAGCAUGCUCUGAACACCUGUGCGUAAGCGUAACUUGGGAAGUGUAGUAGAAGUUUAAUUUCGUCAGAUGGAGGCACCCAUAGAUGUAUGGAUCUGUGCAAAACUGCUAUGGGUAAGUAUAUUUUUUAUCUGAAGGAUUCUUUCUCACUGAUGAAGGAUAUGUUUCGAAAGCCGUAUCGUAAGCCAUGAUUAUUGAUGUUUCUAAACGUUGAAACAGUGUCUGGAUUAUAUUUCACAUGAGGCAGUCGUGGGCGAAGCAAAUAUAAAGCAGAAUGCCAAAUAUAAAGCAGAAUGCCGCCUAGAGUUGAGUUAGGUGUCAGCCAGCUGAGCAGCAGUUGUAGCUGGGUGAAAAGGUGCUUUUGAGAAAACGUUUGGUAAUUCAGUUUAGAUGAGACUCCUGCAACGGACAAGUGCACUGAAGGGCCCUAGGUGGGCUUCUGUACUGGGCUCCUGUACAGAAAUAAUAAAAAUGGAACCUAAGAUCAGUAAGAGACAAGAUAACUUUGUGUACAGUAAAUUAGUUGAAAUGUGCCUUGACGAUAUUUGAAGUAAGAACAUGUAUGGCCAAUCUCAUGUCAUUUUCCCUGCCUCAAACACUUUUAAUGUAUUUAAGAUGAAUAAAUUAUUUUAAAAGUGUGCUUAUGGAAGCACAUGAAAAAGGAA